This is a messenger RNA of Eutrema salsugineum, 1065 nucleotides long. RefSeq names its product pyrimidine-specific ribonucleoside hydrolase RihA. The record is from RefSeq and is a predicted model, not a curated record. Gene Ontology annotation, molecular function: hydrolase activity, hydrolyzing N-glycosyl compounds. Bases 37 to 1065 code for a protein of 342 amino acids. NCBI's taxonomy places the organism in Eukaryota, Viridiplantae, Streptophyta, Magnoliopsida, Brassicales, Brassicaceae. The transcript is spliced from 6 exons.
UUCUUCUUCUUCUUCUUCUGCUUCUUGUUCUAAAAGAUGUUGAUGAACCCAACUUCGAAGAGUUUAUGGUUCUUGUCCAUCACAGUAGUCGCUAUUCUCGGAAUCUUAGGACAAAACCUCCCUUGUGUCUUGUCUAGCCCACACCGUAUUCUAGUGGAUACAGAUGUCGACACAGACGAUUUCUUUGCUCUACUCUACCUCUUGAAACUCAACAAAUCAGAAUUCGAUCUAGUCGGGAUCACAUUGAGUGCAAAUGCGUGGACAAACGCAGGACACGGAGUGAAUCAUGUGUACGAUUUAUUGCACAUGAUGGGUCGUGACGAUAUCCCCGUUGGUGUCGGCGGGGAGGGUGGGAUUCUCGACGACGGCACUAUUCUCUCCGACGUCGGUGGCUAUUUCCCGAUCAUCGAACAGGGGAUGACAACGACAGGAGGAUGUAGAUACAGACAAGCCAUUCCUAAAGGAUUUGGAGGCCUACUUGACAUUGAUUCCAAUUUUGGAUUUCGUAAACAGUUUCUUCCUCAGGGAAAAAGAAGAUAUACUCCUCUCCGACAACCAACGGCACAAAAAGUAAUCGCCGACAAAGUUUCCGAAGGUCCAAUCACCGUGAUCCUCAUCGGAUCUCACACAAAUUUUGCUCUCUUCAUGAUGUCAAAUCCUAACCUCAAACACAACAUCCAACACAUCUACGUCAUGGGAGGUGGUGUACGGUCGGGAAACCCUACCGGAUGCUGUCCGGCGAAUUCCACGGCGGAGGAAUGUCAAUCUCGACAAUGUGGAAACCGUGGGAACUUGUUCACUGAUUAUACAAGUAAUCCUUACGCUGAAUUCAACAUCUUCGCUGAUCCUUUUGCUGCUUAUCAGGUAUUUCAUUCAGGUGUCCCAGUGACUUUAGUUCCUCUAGAUGCAACGAACACAAUACCUAUCAACAAGAAGUUCUUUAAGACAUUCGAAAACAACCAGAGAACAUACGAAGCUCAAUACAUUUUCUUAUCUUUGAAAAUCGCCAGAGACACUUGGUUCGACGGUGAAUUUUACAAGCCAAUUUUUUGUUGUUCUUCAUGA